Monoraphidium neglectum is the source of this 1047-nucleotide messenger RNA. RefSeq lists its product as hypothetical. The record is from RefSeq and is a predicted model, not a curated record. The coding region runs from base 1 to 1047 and encodes 348 amino acids. NCBI's taxonomy places the organism in Eukaryota, Viridiplantae, Chlorophyta, Chlorophyceae, Sphaeropleales, Selenastraceae. Gene Ontology annotation, molecular function: protein serine/threonine phosphatase activity. Gene Ontology annotation, biological process: protein dephosphorylation. The transcript is spliced from 6 exons.
AUGGCGGGCGGCGGCAAGCUCGAGAAUCAGGACAGGAGCAUCGUGGUGGAGCCAUUCGGCAAGCACGGCCAGUUGCUUUUAGGCGUCCUGGAUGGCCAUGGGACGUUCGGCCACCUGGUGUCUUCCUACCUGGCCCGCCACCUCCCGCACGUCCUGUACCGCCAUAUCAACGCCGCCGCAAAGCACGAGGCCGCGGCAGCAGGAGCAGCAGCAGCGGCGGCAGCAGCAGCAGGCGGCGAAGCCGGCGCCGACGCCUCUGCCGUGAACGGCGCCGCCGGGGGCCCUCUGGCGGCGCGGCCGGCCGGCCGCGCGGCGUGGCUGCCGUUUGGCGCCGCGUUUGCUGAUGUGGACCGAAUGCUGUGCGGCAGCGGGGUCGACGUGUUGGAGUCUGGCAGCACCGCGGUGGUGUGCCACCUCGAUCUAGACGCGGCGCGGCUCGCGACGGCCUGGGUCGGCGACAGCCGGGCGGUGUUGGCCGCGCGAGGGGCGGGCGGGGGGCGGUGGCGGGCAAUCGCGCUGAGCGAUGAUCACAAGCCGGAGCGGCCUGAUGAGAAGGUGCGAAUCCUUCUGAACGGCGGCCGCGUCGAGCAGCUUCAGGACAGCUUCGGCCGGCGUGGCGGCCCGCACAGAGUCUGGUUCCGCCACCUCAACUACCCGGGACUGGCGAUGAGUCGCGCCUUUGGGGACCUGCCAUGCCGCCGCCUGGGGGUGCAUCCCGAACCCGAGGUGACGGAGGUGGACUUGGGGCCCGAGUGGGGCGCCAAGCGGCGCAGCGGCGGCGGCGGCGCGGGCGGCGGCGGCCCGCGGUCGUGGGGCUGGGGCGGGAAAGGGGCCGGCUGCGACGAGCUCAUGAUUCUGAUAGCUUCGGACGGCGUUUGGGAGUAUAUGGACAAUCAGGAGGCGGUCGAUGUGCUUGCGGGGCAGCCGGACGCGUCAGCGGGCGCCGCCGCGCUGGUCAGCGCCGCCGUUGACCGGUGGCAGGCGGUGGACCCAUCAUACAUAGAUGAUAUCACGGUGGUCGUCGCGCGCCUGCACCGGGGGCAGUGA